Rosa chinensis is the source of this 1462-nucleotide messenger RNA. Its product is annotated as syntaxin-132. Bases 236 to 1156 code for a protein of 306 amino acids. The transcript is spliced from 13 exons. Lineage: Eukaryota; Viridiplantae; Streptophyta; Magnoliopsida; Rosales; Rosaceae. The record is from RefSeq and is a predicted model, not a curated record. Gene Ontology annotation, molecular function: SNARE binding; SNAP receptor activity. Gene Ontology annotation, cellular component: plasma membrane; endomembrane system; SNARE complex. Gene Ontology annotation, biological process: vesicle fusion; intracellular protein transport; exocytosis.
ACCCAAACCUUGUUGCAUAGAUUCUCCAUUAUCAACGUAAAAUAUUAUUGCCAAAUUCGUAUUUAAUUGUGAGCGCGUGGGGCUAUUACCUUGCCUCUGUGUCCUUUUUGGCUCUUCCGUUUUUCUCAAUAUACCUUGGCCGGAAAGCUUGCAACACCUUCGUCACUUUCACAGCUCUCCAUCUUCUUCAGAUUCUACUCUCUCUCUGUUUCUGGCCUUGUGAGUUUUGUUCAAGAUGAACGACCUGCUUACGGAUUCAUUUGUCAGUGAGGCAAGUGCUCAGCCUUCCGGAACAAAUGAUAUCGAAAUGGGAAGGCCAAUUCCCCAUAGCGUGUCUGAUGGCGGAAUGGAUAGUUUCAACAAGCAGAUCCAAGAGGUUGAGAAACAGGUGGAAAAGCUUUCCGGGCUUCUUAAAAAACUUAAGGAUGCGAAUGAGGAGUCGAAGGCUGUUACAAAAGCAUCUGCCAUGAAAGCAAUCAAAAAGCGGAUGGAAAAAGAUAUUGAUGAAGUGGGAAAGAUUGCCCGUGGUGUCAAAGGAAAACUAGAAGCAAUAAGCAAAGAUAACUUAGCCAACCGACAGAAGCCUGGAUGUGAGAAGGGAACAGGUGUUGACAGAUCAAGGAUGAACAUGACAAAUUCAUUGACGAAAAAGUUUAGGGAGAUAAUGAUCGAAUUUCAGACCCUUAGACAAAGAAUCCAAGAUGAAUAUCGUGAGGUUGUGGAGAGAAGAGUCAUUACAGUUACAGGAACUAGACCAGAUGAAGAGACAAUUGACAAUCUAAUAGAAACUGGAAAUAGUGAGCAAAUAUUCCAGAAGGCAGUCCAAGAACAGGGACGAGGACAGGUACUAAAUACUUUGGAAGAAAUUCAAGAGAGGCAUGACACCGUAAAAGAAAUUGAGAAGAAGCUUCUUGACUUGCAUCAGAUCUACCUCGAUAUGGCAGUAUUGGUUGAUGCUCAAGGAGAGGUUUUAGAUAACAUUGAAACUCAGGUUUCGAGUACAGUUGAUUAUAUGCAAUCUGGGACCACUCAACUUCAAAAUGCAAAGAAACUCCAGAAGAACUCCAGAAAAUGGAUGUGCAUUGCCAUCAUGAUUCUUUUAAUUAUAGUAGCUGUUAUAGUUGUCGGUGUCCUCAAACCAUGGAAAAGCAGCUAGGGUGCUUGAGUCUACCCUAUUCUUUUCACCGUGUAAUAUAGGACCGUAAAUGAGUUGGUUGGGGAUUAUUUUAUAUUCACAUCUGUGAGGAUCGAAGAGUGUGUCUUAGUUACUUGGUUGUGAUUCUUUAUGGUCCUUUCUUCUUCCUUUUUGGCUUUUGAGUGAUUCAUUUUGUGUGUGUACUUUUGUGAAGUUUGGUUUAUUGAUGGUGGUGUGUAUUUCAGAGUAUGGAUUUAAAAUGAUUGUAUAGUUGGCCUAAUCAAAGGGAUGGCUUUGGUUCAAACCAUUUCAGUUUCCUUGCAGAAA